GUUUAGGUGAAGACUUGCGACGUCCUUUGCAUUAUUCGCCAGUUGCCUUGUUUGCGUUGCCACCAACCUCCGCUGCCACUUUUAAUUUAAGCUCUCUGUUUUUACUUCACUUCGAGUAUAUUGUAGGGGGGCUGAGACACGCGAGUGGUCGCCUCAGGUUACCGUUGCACGCAGCGCCCAGUCUCUUUCGCCCCUGCUGCUACCAUGUCGGCGGAGGAUGCCGCUGCCAAAUUGGAGAAGUUUCAAAAGAAACUUGCCAAGGUAGCUAAGCAGCUGCAAGCCGGCAGCAUGAGCGCCGAGGAGGCGCGCGACGAGGAGGCGCGCCUCAACAAGAAGAUUAAGAAGUUCGAAAAGCUGGUGGCGGAAGCCGCCGAGGCUGCGGAGGCUGCAGCCGCAGCGGAGCAGGCAGGCGACGGCAAGAAGCAAAAGAAGCAAAAGGGCGACAAGAAGCGCGACCUUGAGGCUGCAGCUGCUGCCGAGGAGGAUGGCGCCGGUGCCGACGCUGCCAACGGCAAAGCCGCUAAGAAGCAAAAGAAAGCCGCGGCUGCUGAAGCCGAUGGCGCCGCCAACGGCCACCGCAACCACCACCACCACAGCAAGCACCACCGCAAGCACGCGGAGGUGGGCGAUGCCUCGCUUGCAUCAGCCGGCAAGCCCAUCAUCAAGGCGCUGUACAAGGAGCACCCCGAGGUGACAGCGCUGAGCGCGGCCAAGGUGGCGGAGGUCCGGGCGGAGCGCGAGACCACCGUGGAGGGCUUUGGUCCCGAUGACGAUUUCGUUGCAGGCGGCCCCACCGACAUCAAGCCGCUCCUCAAGUUCGAGCACACUGGGCUGCCCGCUGCCAUGCUGCACGCCACCCGCACCUUCGUGGCGCCCAGCCCCAUCCAGUCGCAGUGCUGGCCCAUCAUCCUGGAGGGACGGGACCUCAUCGGCAUUGCGGCAACGGGCAGCGGCAAGACGCUGGGUUUCGGUCUGCCCAUGCUGCGACACAUCGCUGCGCAGCGGGAGGGCGGGGUGGUGGCGGGCAAGGGCCCCUUUGCGCUCGUGAUGGCGCCCACUCGCGAGCUGGCGCUGCAGAUCAACGAGGUGCUCGAGGAGGCGGGCAGCAAGUGCGGGGUGCACACGGUGUGUGUGUACGGCGGAGUGCCCAAGCCGCCCCAGAUUUCCGCCAUCCGGGGAGGUGUGGAGGUGGUUGUGGGCACCCCGGGGCGCAUGGAGGACCUCCUCAACGACGGGGUGCUCAAGCUAAGCCAGGUGACGUACGCGGUGCUUGACGAGGCGGACCGCAUGUUGGACCUGGGCUUCGAGCCGCACAUCCGCGCCAUCAUGAAGCUCACGCGCGCGGACCGGCAGACGCUCAUGUUCAGCGCCACGUGGCCCACCGCGGUGCAGAAGCUGGCGGUGGCCUUCCUGUCGCACCCGGUCAAGGUCACCAUCGGCAGUCAGGACCUGGCCGCCAGCCACUCCAUCACGCAGCGGGUGGAGGUGAUUGAGCCGCCCGCCCGCGACGCGCGUCUGCUGGAGCUGCUGCAGCAGUACCACGGGGCCAAGGGGCGCAAGAACCGGGUUAUCAUCUUUGUGCUGUACAAGAAGGAGGCGCCGCGGGUGGAGCAGCUGCUCACACGCAAGGGCUGGAAGGCGGUUGCCAUCCACGGUGACAUCAGCCAGGGUCAGCGUACGGCGGCGGUGGAGCAGUUCAAGGCGGGCACCGUGCCGCUGCUCAUUGCAACGGAUGUGGCGGCUCGCGGUCUGGACAUCCCGGACGUGGAGGUGGUCAUCAACUACUCCUUCCCGCUCACCACGGAGGACUACGUGCACCGCAUCGGGCGUACCGGCCGCGCGGGCAAGACAGGCAUCGCGCACACCUUCUUCUGCGCGGGUCCUGACAAGCCGCGGGCGGGAGAGCUGAUCAACGUGUUGCGCGAGGCUGGGCAGGAGGUGCCCGCGGACCUCCUCAAGUUCGGUACGGCAGUCAAGAAGAAGGAGUCCAAGAUGUACGGCGCGCAUUUCCGUGACGUGGACGUGCAUGCGAAAGCGACCAAGGUCACCUUUGACGAUGAUGAAUGAGCAAGGGUGCAGGAGCUGCUGUGGUCAGCGUUGCAAGCGUUGGAAUAGCGUGACUCUUGGAUGGGGGCGGUGGAGCCCUAGCAGCAUCACUUUGGGGUGGGCGAUGCGGGGUUGGGGAGCAAACAGCAUGUGGUAAGGGCAGCACAGCCCUUGGGAGGAAGAGGCCUUGGGGAGGGAAGUGGGUUAGUGCAGGAUGAUGGGCGUUGCUUGUGGAGUGUGGAGGGGAUGACGUAUUGAGUGGGAAGGGGUGUCAGUACGCAGGGCUCUGGCGGGUAGUGAGGGCAGGCUUCAUAGACUGCAAGUUGCGAGCGAGGUUACACUGGUGUUUCGUGAACCUAAAUCUUCACGUUGUGCAUGUCAUCAAGGAGCCACAACGGCUAUACCCUUGGUUACCACUUACCAGUUUGCCAGCUAAAGUCAGCAUGCACUGAUCCUUGAUGGUUUACUGGUGAGCAUGACUAACAGAGCUGCUAAGGGGUAUUCCCAAGGGGUUCCCCAACUUGGAAUUCCAGAUAUAGGUGUUUUGGGGCUCCCUUCUUACGUUUCCUGGUGUGUAGAGGAAAGGGGUUACAGCUGCUGUCCCUAAUCGCUAAUAUGUAUUACGGGGCCCCAACCGAGGGGCCCUAACAAACGGGCAAAGGAUGCGCCGCAAGAGGGAACUUGCCCACUGAACAGGUGGAGCCGCUUUUGUAACUCGGUUUGUGCGCACGGCACUUGCAUUUAUGGUAUUUAGGGUAUUUAUGCCAACAGAAAACACGCGAAAAACACUAUCUAAUACCGGUAGCCAUUGCUCUUCGUCUAAGAAGCCCCUGCGCCCCAUGCACGGACUUCAUAGCUCAUGUCAGGCUCCAUUG
Astrephomene gubernaculifera is the source of this 2921-nucleotide messenger RNA. Lineage: Eukaryota; Viridiplantae; Chlorophyta; Chlorophyceae; Chlamydomonadales; Astrephomenaceae. The record is from the annotation of a GenBank genome assembly.